AUGGCGUUGGAAGCAGCAACCAUCAUUCUCCUUUCUCUGGUAGUGGUAACUCUUUUGCUAUUCGCAGACUACGUGAGGACUAACAAUGCCAAGGCACCGCAUCCUCCCUCGUGGCCAAUAAUUGGGCAUCUGCAUCUGCUCAGAAAGAAGAAGCCCAUUCACCGGAUUCUGGCCUCAGUUUCGCAAAGCUAUGGACCCAUCCUGCAUCUUCAACUUGGCUUCCGCCCUGUUCUGGUCGUUUCCUCUUCAGAGCUCGCAAAAGAAUGCUUUACAGCAAAUGACAAAGCCUUGACUUCACGCCCACGGACGGCUGCAGCCAAGCAUUUGGGAUACGACUACAAAAUGUUUACGGGGCUACCCUACGAUUCAUACUUCCGAAACCUUCGGAAGAUUUGCACCGUCGAGCUCUUCUCUGCCCGAAGAAUCGAUUCCUAA
Messenger RNA from Cryptomeria japonica (Japanese cedar), 435 nucleotides. RefSeq names its product xanthotoxin 5-hydroxylase CYP82C4-like. Gene Ontology annotation, molecular function: monooxygenase activity; oxidoreductase activity, acting on paired donors, with incorporation or reduction of molecular oxygen; heme binding. The record is from RefSeq and is a predicted model, not a curated record. The transcript has a single exon. The coding region runs from base 1 to 435 and encodes 144 amino acids. Lineage: Eukaryota; Viridiplantae; Streptophyta; Pinopsida; Cupressales; Cupressaceae.